GUGUGUGUACAAUUAAUAUAUAAAUGAAUGUGUUUUCGACUAGGGUCAUCGUCAUAAUCGUGUUUCGGGGGUUAAUAAACCUUCUCAUCGUGGCAACUGAAGAAGUCCUUCGUUUCGAGUAUAAGUGAUAAGCGUAUCCACCACAACAAUCAGCGAAGACCAGAUAUAACAAGUAGCGUCAAAUCGACAAGACAUUUCAGUAGCGAUGGGGUUCAAACAAAGGAACCGAGUUCAACCAGUAAUUGGACGAAAAUCACUGUAACUAUUUUGGACAAUCAGCAUACAGAAUGGUCGUCGGUAUCGUUGAACGACAUUGGUUAUUAAUAAGUCAUACAGUAUUUUUCAUUAGCAUGAUGAUUCAUAAAGAAAUAUAAAAUGGCUCUCCCUUCCGAUCAAUCACAGUUGCUAUAUCAGCGAUAACAGCAGUGUUUUAAAAAGAAUCAGUUUGAAUUUAUAGACAAAUUACACACACGUUUGCUGAAUCAUCCAUACUAUGGAGAUGUGACGGAAAUUAUUGAGUUCAUUUCUAAAUUGGGUACAGAAUUGGAAAAUGAUUGCAUAAUGAAUUCAUGUGUCAGUGAAGGCCUCCAUAAAUCCUUUUUAGCACUAAUACAUGUCAAAUGAAUAUAUUUGUAUUUCCAUGUUGCCAAUUAAAACUCAAAUCCCGAUAUUUGCCAUUAACUACUACCUGUUUUAAUUAUUCUUAUGAUAGUUCAAAGUUUAAAUCGAAUAGUGUUACUAUUAAGUGGCCGUUUUAUUCAUUAUUUGAAAGAAACAAAAAAAACUCAAUUUUGUUAUUAAAAAAUUUAUGUUCACCUUGUCGAAACAAUUCUAUUCAAUUCCGUAUUCAUAAGGUCAUAAGAUCAAGGAGAUAAUACUCAGAUACAUAACGACACGUGUAUACCACAACACAUCAACAAAUACGUCUACAGUAAAUCCUCAGGUAUUGGAAGAUUUAAAUUUGUACAUCUUUCUUUAAAGAAGAAUUCAGAUCGUUUUUUUUUCUGCAUUCGAGAACUUAUUUUCAUGGUUCAUAUUAUUUUUGGAAAUAUCAAAGAAAGGAAUUAAGUUUAUUGGGACAACAACAAAAAAAAACUAUUUUUUUCACUGAUUACUUCGUUUAAUUAAUUAAAACUCCUCAUCAUUAUCACAUGCCAACAUCGAAUGAAACAUACAUCUAUCCUGAUCCAUGCCCACAACAACAACAAACGACUAAAAUGCGUUCACCUAAUUCAAUUGAACAAAAUCGUACAGAAUCAAUGAAAGAUUUAGCGGAUUGUGUUGAACAAAAUGGUGGUCUUAGGGGAUAUUUAUCUAAUGAAUCCAUUCAAUGUUCCAAUAAUAAUAAUAACAAUAAUCCAAAGCCAGCUAGUAUAAACGUAAAUACAACAAUGAGUAGUAUGAAUGAUAUCACAAUGACAUCGGAUCAGCAUAGCAGUAGUAAUAGUAUCACAGGUGGUGGUGUUACUGGUAGUGAUGGAGAUCGAGAUGGAGGUGGUGUUAAUCAAUUUGGCAAGAAAUUUUCAAAAACCAAUUAUUCCACACACAAUCACCCUCAUCAUCAUCAAUCACAAUUACAUCAAAAUGGCAAUGCGAGUACAGGAGCUGAGAAAAUGUCAAGAACGAAUUUAUACAUAAAAGGAUUACCAGAAAAUUUUGAUGAUGAACAAUUAUGGCAAUUGCCACCGGAUCAAACAAAAAUCAAAUCAGUAAAAGCAGCCACUGAUGAGGAUACCAAAUGUCGGGGAUAUGGAUUUAUUGAUUUUGUCUCUGAAGAUGCUGCCAAUGAAGCAUUACAACAAAUUAAAGAAACUCAUCCAUCAUUUACAAUUAAAUUUGCAAAGGAAAAUGAAAAAGAUAAAACCAAUCUAUAUGUGACAAAUCUUCCAAGAACAUGGACAACAAAAGAUAGUGAUCAGUUGAAAGCAGUAUUUGAACGAUUUGGUCAUAUACAAUCAGCAUUUGUUAUGAUGGAACGCUUAACCAACAAAACAACUGGUGUUGGUUUUGUACGGUUUGUCAAUGAACAAGAUGCGGUGAAUGCUUUAGAAUCUUUAAAAUUGCAUCCACUCACUUUACCUGAUUGUUCUGUUCCAGUCGAAGCGAAAUUCGCUGAUAAACAUAAUCCAGACACAAGAAGACGACGUUAUCCUGUCACAGCGACAACUGCAGCAGCCGCGGCAGCCGCAGCUGCUGCCGCCGCUGCCUCAGCAACAAUGAUUGCUAAUGUUAAUUAUAAUAAUCUAUUGAAUUGUCCUUUAUAUACAACACCGAAUGGUUUAACAUUAACAUCACAUGAUGCUUUAGCUUCAUUAUUAAAUACAGGUUUAGUUAGUCCAUCGAUUGUCAAUAGCCAAUUAGCAAAUUUCUCCGCUUUACAACAAAAAUCCACAACAGAUUUUACGUCACGUUUUAAUUCCGACUUAUUGAAUGGUUUUAUACAACCAACUAAAUUUUCUAAUGAUUCAUCGAUCAAUACUACUUGUAAUAAUACCACUAAUAUUAGUCAUUAUAAUCAUAACAAUAGUAUAAAUAACAAUAAUACUAAUAAUGCUAAUGGUUUAGUUACUGAUUUCAAUGGUAGCGGAACACGUGAAUCAAAUUUAGCUGCAUUGGCGGCUGCCGCAGCCGCUGCGGCAUCAACUAUAUUCUGUGGAUCACCAACAUCGAAUAAUUUCAUGAAUAAUUGUCUACGUUCUAAUCCUACUGUUAAUGGUACACCGAAUUUAAACGCCGGAUUAUUAUCCGCUAAUCAAAUUGCUCUACUUGGUACACCGACUAUUCCUUCUCCAGAUACAAAAUUAUUUGAUCCUAGUUUAUACGGAUGUUCAUUAUACGGGACUGAUUACUUUCGCCCACAACAACAAUCUCAUCAGCAUGCACAGCAACAGCAACAACAACAACAGUCUCAUCAACAAUCACAAAAACAACAACAACACUUACUCUCUGUUGCCAUGGCAGCAAUGACCAAUCCGACUUUACAAGGAUGUGUUUAUCCAACAACAGCUGAUUUAAAUACUACUUUCAAUGCAACUUAUCAAAAUUUUUUGAAUUCACACAAUUCAACAACUAUUCCAAUACAAACUGAUGCACUUGGUAAUUGUUUAACUGGUACACCAGAGAAUAUUACUUUGAAUGGUACAAUUUAUGCCAAUCAUCCUCAUCAAUCCCAACAACAACAAACACAACAACAAAAUAAUUUACUUCCGUCAACACCAAUUCCAGGUUCCAUAACACAUAUUCCUGAUGCAUUAAAUAAUAGUACUAGACCGGAAAGUGGAUUAUAUCAAUGGUUAAUACCAAGUCAUUUACUUAAAACUAACGGUAAUAAUAAUAGUAAUACUAAUAAUAAUACUAAUAAUGAUUGUCAUAUGACAAUACCGGCUUCACCAGCGUUUUCAUUGAACCCUGCCAAUCAUUUAAUUGGAUUAGAUAAAACCAAUCGACAUGUGCAAAUGUUAUUAUAAUCAAUAAGAAGUAUUCCGAUCAUGUUAAAACGAACUGAGUCAACAAAGAAAUCGGAAGUCUUUUUGGUUAUUCAAUUUCAAUAAUAAAGAAAAUAUUGAUAUCAUUCACUGUUCUUAAACAUACCUUUUCUUUCUUUUCUUUCUCUCUCUCUCUCUCUCUCUCUUUACCCUCACUGUUUGUUUACAAUCAUUAUUUCUUUGUGAAUAAAACUAGUUUCAUAUAACGAAAAAGUGAAUAAUUCUUGCUCAUAUUUCUGAAUAAGCAGACAACGUACAUACGUAUGCAUGUGUAAAGUUUGAGUGUGUGUGUGUGUGUAUUUGUGUGUGUAUGUGUGUGUGUAUUGGAAUGUGUUUGCACACAUGUAAGUGAUUUCUCAAAUUCAAUCUUGUAAUCAAUCACAUAAUCGAUAAUUAAACAGGCAGGUUUUAUUUUUUUUUUAAUGUGCAUUGAUCGAUGAAGCAUUUUACAGGUUUUUUUCUUUUUCAUUUUUGUUUGAUUUCUCCUUUUUUUUUCUUUCUUUCUGUAUGUGGAUCUCUUCAAGCUCUUCAAAGAUGAAUUAUUAUUAUUAUUAUUAAUUUCUUUCAUUAAUCAACGAAAUCAGUGAUAUGUGAUGUGUGUGUGUGUGAGUGCAUGUGAUUUCUUUUCUAUUCCGUUUUUUGUCUGUUAAUCAAUCAAUCAAUCAACUAAUCAAUCAAUCGAUUAUUUAUUGAUCAAUCAAUCCAUUUGAAGUUUCGAUUAUUUUGUAUGUCUGUGUGCACAACACAAUUUGUUGUUUAUUUAUUCAAUAAAUAAAAAAAUAAUUGUUUUCAUGAUCCAUCUAUUUUGAACAAUUUGCCUUUCAAGCACACACGCACACACACCAACAUACAUACACACACAUAUAUUAGACACAUACAAUAUGACCUGAACUGUUUAAAUUGUAACUGAAUCGAUAAGAUGGUGUUAAAAAUUGGAAGCUUGAAGCACACAACUUGUUUGUUUUUUAAAAUGCUCUAAAAGAGAAAACAACAACAACAACAACACUGAUUUAGUUGUCAAGCCAAAAAAAUAAUAACCGAUUUGUUUUUCUUUGGUUUCAUUCAAUAGAUAUAUAUAUAUAUAUAUAUAUAUAUAUAUAUAUAUAUAUAUAUAUAUAUAUUUUGUCUGUUGUUAUGACUGCCUUUAGUGUAUUGUAUAUUAUAUGAAUGUAUCGAAGAUAUGCACAGUUGUAAGUGAAGAGAUAAUGUUCCGAAAAUGGUUAAUCCAAAUAAAAAUAUGUAGGAAAUAUUUUUUCUGAAAAAAUACCCGUCAAACUAAAAUCCCCCCCUUUUUAUUAAACAAGAAAAGAAAGAAAAAAAAACAAUAUGGUGAUAGUUCAAGAGUGAAACCAUAGAAUAGAAUUGAAUUCAAUGAAAGGGAUUGAAAGGUACUCAAUCUUUUUUGUUUGUUUGUUUUUGCUUUUUAUGCAUCAAUCUAAAGGUGAAAUUGUUGUUUAUUUUCAUUUGUUUUAAACAAAUCUACUACUUUAAUGAACUUCAUCUUGUACUCUUUCAUUUUGUGUAAUAGAUGAUAUUACUUCUGUUUUUGUUUUGUGAGUAAGAUUAUUUUUAUCUUGUACAUGCGCAAGCGCAUACAAUUGUGUAUUUAAACAAAUGAAAUGGAUAUAUUGAAGAAAAUUUUUUUGUUAAGGAAGAAAAGUGGGUAAUUUUCUGUGAUCUGUUUUUCACAUGUUUGUCUGUUUUUAUGACAAGGAGAAAGAGAGGGAGAGAGUGAGAGAGAGAGAGAGAGAGAGGGAGAAACCGAGGUGAAUAACAAACUGUUUGUUUGUCUUUUUCUUUUUCUUCUUGUUUUUUUUGUUUUGUAUUAGUUUAUCGGAGAUUAUUGAUAGACAUUUAAAUAAAACAAAAUAAUCUUUUAUG
Messenger RNA from Schistosoma guineensis, 5366 nucleotides. NCBI's taxonomy places the organism in Eukaryota, Metazoa, Platyhelminthes, Trematoda, Strigeidida, Schistosomatidae. The record is from the annotation of a GenBank genome assembly.